This is a messenger RNA of Urocitellus parryii (Arctic ground squirrel), 10915 nucleotides long. Lineage: Eukaryota; Metazoa; Chordata; Mammalia; Rodentia; Sciuridae. The record is from RefSeq and is a predicted model, not a curated record.
CGAAGCAGGUACCUGACGAAGCAUCUUCCACUCGAGAUUCAAGCCUCACGAACACAGCAGUGCAGGGCAAGCUAGUGUCUUCCUUUCAGCAGCAUACCAAAAAGGCGCUCAAGCAGGCUUUGAGGCAGCAGCAGAAAAGAAGAAAUGGAGUCUCAAUGAUGGUAAACAAGACUGUUCCUCGUGUUGUUUUGACACCAUUAAAGGUGUCUGAUGAGCAGUCGGAUCCGCCUUCAGGAUCCGAAUCUAAAAAUGGUGAAGCAGACAGUUCAGAUAAAGAAAUGAAACAUGGGCAAAAAUCUCCCACUGGAAAACAAACAAAUCAACACUUAAAACGAUUAAAAAAGUCUGGUUUAGGACACUUGAAAUGGACCAAAGCUGAGGACAUUGACAUAGAAACCCCAGGAUCUAUUCUUGUCAACACUAACUUGAGGGCAUUAAUAAAUAAACAUACGUUUGCUUCCUUACCUCAGCAUUUUCAGCAAUAUCUCCUGCUUUUGCUUCCAGAAGUGGAUAGGCAGAUGGGAAGUGAUGGAAUUUUACGCCUCAGUACUUCAGCUCUAAAUAAUGAAUUCUUUGCAUAUGCAGCACAAGGAUGGAAACAGCGACUGGCAGAAGGAGAAUUUACCCCAGAAAUGCAAUUACGAAUACGGCAAGAAAUUGAGAAGGAAAAGAAAACAGAACCUUGGAAAGAAAAAUUCUUUGAGAGAUUUUAUGGAGAAAAGUUGGGCAUGUCAAGAGAGGAGUCUAUGAAGCUUACUUCUGGACCAAACAGUAAUGGAGCUGAAGGUAGUUCUUCACGUGGGACCACUGGUCUUCAGGGUUCUUCUGCACAGACCCCCUUGGAAGAACAACAGCCCAAAAGCAUGCAAAGUUCUGCUUCUUCACAACCUGAUUUCUGUGCUACAGUAUGUCCAAUGGUCGAAGUUCCAGCUAAAGACGUAAUGGCAGAUUUGGAAUCAGAGGAUAUUUUGAUCCCCGAGGAAGCUGUGAUUCAGGAGGAAAUUGCAGAAGAAGUAGAGACUAGUAUCUGUGACUGCCACGAUGAAAAUCACAAGACAAUACAUGAAUUUUCAGAGGAGUGUGAAAGUCCAACCACCUCUCAUGAAGAGCCCCUAAUAGCACCUCCUGAUGGCAACUUAGAAUCCUGUGUUGUGAUGAAUGAUGUUUUAGAAACUUUGCCUCAUAUUGAAGUUAAGAUAGAAGAGAAAUCAGAACCUCUGCAGGAAGAAAUGUCAGUUGUUAUUGAUCAAUUAGAAGUCUGUGAUUCUCUUGUUCCUUCCACUUCAUCUGUGACUCAUGUCAGUGACGCAGAACUUAAGGAACCAGAAAUUGCAAUAGAGACCAAUACUCCAAAAAUAAAAACAGGUUCAUCAUCUUUAGAAGGCCAAUUUCCACAUGAAGGAAUUGCUGUGGAUAUGGAGCUACAGAGUGAUCCCGAUGAACAGCUUUCAGAAAAUGCUUGCAUCUCUGAAACUUCUUUCUCCUCUGAGAGCCCAGAGGGAGCCUGCACCAGCCUGCCAUCCCCAGGAGGAGAAACCCAAUCCACAUCUGAAGAAUCAUGUACUCCAGCCUCCCUUGAAACGACAUUUUGUUCUGAGGUGUCCAGCACUGAAAAUACAGACAAAUAUAAUCAGAGGAAUCCGACUGAUGAAAACCUCCAUACAUCUUUGAUAUCUGAAAUAUCUCCAAUAUCCACUUCACCUGAAAUAUCAGAAGCAUCUCUUAUGUCUAACUUACCAUUGCCAUCUGAAGCAUCGCCAGUAUCCAAUGUAGUUUUAACAUCAGAAGCAUCACCGAUGUCUGAUUUACCUUUGACAUCGGAAACUUCUUCAGUGUCUUCCAUGCUUCUCACGUCUGAGACCACUUUUGUAUCCAGUUUGCCACUUCCUGCAGAAACAUCUCCGAUUUCUAAUUCUUCCAUGAGUGAAAGAAUGGUGCAUCAACAAAGAAAGUCACCUUCAGUAUCUGAAGAAGCACUCUCCCCACACAAAGAUGAACCCUCUGCUCCUGCUAAACCCCUGGGAGAAAACCUCAUCUACCAGCAGAAGCCUCUAUCCAAUACUCCUGAGCCCAUCAAAAUGGGUUCUUCUUCCAUUGCUCCUGAAGCGUUUCCAUCUGAAGAACUUCACAAUAAGACCCUGGGUCAGCAGCCCUGUAAAUCACAUGUUGAAAUUGAGAAGCCCUAUCUUCCUUCAGUCCCAGAACUUUCUUCUACAGAAAUGAUGAAAGUUAAAAAUCUUAGUGUCCUGCAAAGAACAGAAAAGAAAGGGCUAUCCUCCCCGUUAGAAUUACCUGCCUUCUCUGAAGAGACAGAGAGCAAGGGAAAUGAGCCUCCAUCAGCUAAAUUACAGGACAAGCAGUACAUCUCUUCGGUGGAUAAGGCGUCAUUUUCAGAAGGCUCUAGAAGUAAAACACAUAAGCAAGGGAGCACACAGAAUCGAUUGGAGAUCUCGCAUACUUCCAAAUCAUCAGAGCCCUCCAAGUCACCAGAUGGGAUAAGAAAUGAAUGUAGGGAAUCAGAGAUAUCAAAGAGGAAAACUGCAGAACAGCAUAGCUUUGGAAUCUGUAAGGAAAAGAGAGCUAGGAUAGAAGAUGAUCAGUCAACCCGGAACAUAUCAUCCAGCAGCCCACCCGAGAAGGAGCAGCCUCCAAGAGAGGAACCCAGGGUUCCCCCUCUCAAGAUCCAGCUUUCCAAAAUCGGACCACCCUUUAUUAUCAAGAGUCAGCCAGUCUCCAAACCCGAGUCUAGAGCAUCCACUAGCACCUCCGUCAGUGGGGGGAGGAACACCGGAGCCAGRACCCUUGCAGACAUCAAGGCCCGUGCCCAACAAGCUCGGGCCCAACGUGAGGCUGCUGCAGCUGCUGCAGUAGCCGCUGCAGCGAGCAUCGUCUCUGGCGCUAUGGGGAGCCCAGGAGAGGGUGGAAAGGCAAGAACCCUGGCACACAUCAAAGAGCAGACCAAGGCUAAGCUCUUUGCAAAACAUCAAGCCCGAGCCCACCUCUUCCAGACUUCUAAAGAGACCCGGUUGCCUUCGCUCAGCUCCAAGGAAGAGCCUCCAAACUUAGAAGUCUCUUCUACCCCUGAAACAAAAAUGGAAGGUUCCACCGGGGUCAUUAUUGUCAAUCCAAAUUGCAGGUCUCCUAGCAACAAGUCCGCUCACCUCCGGGAGAGCAGCACUGUUUUACAGCAGUCUCUUAACCCCACUCAACUUCCAGAAACUGCCACUGACUUAUCUGUACAUAGUUCUGAUGAAAACAUACCUGUGUCCCAUUUAUCAGAGAAAAUUGUUUCAUCUACCUCUUCUGAAAAUAGCAGUAUGCCCAUGCUUCUCAAUAAAAAUCCUGUCCCUGUGUCUGUCUGCAGCGCUGCUAUGUCGGGAGCAAUUAAGGAACACCCCUUUGUGAGUUCUGUUGACAAAUCCUCUGUGCUGAUGUCCGUCGACAGUGCAGCCACUACCAUUUCUGCUUGUAAUAUAAGCAUGUUAAAAACCAUCCAGGGAACUGACACUCCAUGCAUAGCCAUUAUACCAAAAUGUAUUGAAAGCACUCCUAUUCCGGCCACUACAGAGGGCGCCAGUAUAUCCAGCUCCAUGGACGAUAAGCCACUGCUCAUACCAAGCAGCAGUGCCACUAACUUAAUCUCCAGUCAGUACACCUCUGUGCCAACUCCCUCCAUUGGAAAUAAUUUGCCAAACCAUCUCUCCACUAGCUCUGUCUUGAUUCCCCCCACGGGAAUGAACAGCAGAUUUCCUUCUGAGAAGAUAGCCAUGCCUGGGAGUGAAGAACAGGCCACCGUAUCCAUGGGUACCACUGUGAGAGCAGCCCUCAGCUGCAGUGACUCAGUGGCGGUCRCCGACGCUCUGGUUGCACGUCCGCCUGUCGCAAUGUUUACGGGAAACAUGCUCACURUAAACUCUUACGAUAGUCCUCCGAAGCUAAGUGCUGAAAGCUUGGACAAAAAUUCAGCGCCUCGAAACAGGGCAGACAGUUCUGGGAAACCUCAGCAGCCACCCGGGGGCUUUGCACCAGCAACCAUAAACAGAUCCAUUCCCUGUAAAGUCAUUGUUGACCACAGCACCACGCUGACCUCCAGUUUGUCACUGACUGUUUCCAUUGAGAGUGCAGAAACCAGCUUGGACCUCCAGAGCAGGUCUGUGAGGACAGAGGUAUCCAUCCAGCCCAUGGCAUGUCCUCAGGUCUCUGUAAUUAGCAGGCCUGAGCCAGUGGCAAGUGAAAGUAUAGACCACAGUUCGAGUUUCAUUGCUGCUUCUGCAGCCAAACAAGACUGUAAAACCCUGCAGGCCACCUGUACCAGUCUCCGAGAACUGCCCCUUGUUGUUCCAGACAAAUUAAACGAGGCGGCUGCUCCUAGUCAUAGCUUUGCCGAGCAGACACGGAACCCAACUACUUACAAAAGUGAAGCAGACACAACCUGUAGCAAUCAGUAUAACCCAGGAAACCGGAUCUGCUGGAAUGAGGAUGCCAUGAGGGGCACAGGACAGCCUCUGGUCAGUCACUCUGUUCCAGGUAAACAGAAGGAAUAUGCAGAGCAGAGCUGUCCGAAGGCCAUCAAAACUGAACACGCCAGCUACUCGCACGUGUCAGAGCUGCACCCCAGGAAUCUCAUAGCAAACGUCGCUCUUCCUGUGAAAUCCGAACCUCACGAAGUGGACAAGGGCUUUAGAAUGGACACCGAAGACUUCCCUGGCCCUGGGCUGCCUCCGCCAACGGCAGAGGUAGCCGCCACCAUACCACAAGCACAGAACCUGGAUGCUCCUGCGUCCAGUGCCAGGGAAGAGGCCAUUUCCCUGGUUCCAGACACCCUGAAAAGAGUUCCGAGUGCAGGAAGCUCAAGCUGUCGUCUGUCAUCCGUGGAGGCUAACAACCCACUGGUGACACAGCUACUGCAGGGCAACCUGCCUUUGGAGAAAGUGUUGCCACAGCCCAGACUGGGUGCCAAGCUCGAAAUCAACAGGCUUCCUUUGCCCCUUCAAACUACCUCAGUGGGUAAAACGCCACCAGAGAGGAACAUCGUUGAAAUGCCUUCCAGCUCUCCAAACCCAGAUGGUAAGGGCUACUUGGCAGGGACUCUUGCACCACUACAAAUGAGGAAGCGAGAAAACCAUCCCAAAAAGAGAGUAGCCAGGACUGUAGGGGAACACACUCACGUUAAAUGUGAACCAGGGAAGUUGUUGGUGGAUCCAGAUGUUAAAGGGGUGCCAUGUGUCAUAAAUUCAGGCAUGAGUCAGCUAGGACACAGUCAGCCAUUUAAGCAAGAAUGGCUGAACAAACACUCGAUGCAGAACAGAAUCGUUCACAGCCCCGAGGUCAAACAGCAAAAGCGGCUGCUCCCCGCGUGUAGCUUCCAGCAGAACCUAUUUCAUGUUGACAAAAAUGGCGGUUUCCACCCUGAUGCUGGUACCUCACACAGACAGCAGUUUUACCAAAUGCCCAUGGCUGCCAGGGGCCCCAUUCCCACUGCAGCUCUCUUACAGGCCUCUUCCAAGCCCGCCGUGGGCUGUAAUGCAUUUGCCUUCAAUAGGCAUCUGGAACAAAAGGGAUUGGGAGAGGUUAGUCUUCCUUCAGCACCCCACCAGCUAAGGCUAGCCAACAUGUUGUCCCCCAAUAUGCCCAUAAAGGAAGGUGAUGACGUGGGAGGGGCUGCGCACACCAUGCCAAACAAAGCACUAGUGCAUCCUCCACUGCCCCCACCUCCUCCACCCCCGCCCCCUCCGCCCUUGGCCUUGCCCCCACCUCCCCCACCACCACCUCCACUACCUCCACCUCUUCCUAAUGCAGAAGUCCCGUCUGAUCAAAAGCAACCGCCAGUUACCAUGGAAACCACUAAGAGACUUAGUUGGCCACAGUCCACGGGCAUAUGUAGCAAUAUAAAAUCGGAACCUCUUUCUUUUGAGGAAGGUUUAAGCAGCAGCUGUGAACUGGGCAUGAAACAAGUUUCCUAUGACCAGAAUGAAAUGAAAGAACAGUUAAAAGCAUUUGCGCUAAAAAAUGCAGAUUUCUCUUCCUAUUUGCUUUCUGAGCCACAGAAGCCUUUUCCCCAAUUAGCUGCUCAGAAAAUGCAGGUGCAGCAACAACAGCAGCUCUGUGGAAAUUAUCCAACAAUACACUUUGGUAGCACGAGCUUCAAAAGGGCAGCGUCUGCAAUUGAAAAGUCCAUUGGGAUUUUGGGAAGUGGCUCUAGUCCUGCCACGGGCCUGCCUGGUCAGAACGCUCAGAUGCCUGUUCAGAACUUUGCCGACAGCAGCAACGCGGACGAAUUGGAACUGAAAUGCUCUUGCCGGCUGAAAGCCAUGAUUGUGUGCAAAGGCUGUGGGGCCUUCUGCCAUGAUGACUGCAUAGGUCCUUCAAAACUCUGUGUAGCUUGCUUGGUUGUACGAUAAGAGCUGAGUGAACGAUGCAGUAUCCCUUUUUGACAUGGAAAAGCCAAACAGCAACUGCAAAUUGAAUAACGUAGUGACUGACUUACAUGCUAAUUUAUUUUACUUUGUAACAGAUAAUCUUUUUUUCAUAGGAUUAUUAUUUUCUUGCAUUUUUUUAUAAUGAGGAGGAUGCAAACCAACUGACUGGCUCAACAGCAUGUUGAGCAUAUUUAAUUGCCAUUCCCAGCUUCAAAAGUUUCUCUCUGUGCAUAUACAGGUUACUGCCCCAUUCCUCCUUCACCCCCUUUGAGCCCAGGUACAGAUAGGAAAAGGACAGUUUUUAUUGUUUCGUCACCAGAAAUGCAGAUGUAGAAAAAGGAAUGGUAAAAAUUAAGGUGGACAUGUAUUUUUCUGUCAAUUAGCUAUUACAGCAGGUAUUUCUGUACUUGCCGUUACCAGUCAUUUUUGGAAUGGGGAAUCUGAUUUAAAUGUGUGAUUCCUUGUAUUUAUUCAUAUCACGAAAGAUACAUUAAAGAAGGCAUGCCAUUAAUGAAAUUCACUGUCUCUGUUCUCUUUUCUCCCUUCUUACUCUCUCUCAGAGACAAUGGCAGAAAAUAAGUAUCUGCCGUGAAUUGUACACAGAUUUUAGUGAAAUGUGUCCUGUGUCUGAAAUAGCAGCGUGGGCCUCAUACCCAGUAAACUGGAUCUAGCCCCUGGACACCUGAUAAUAUAAGAUCGGUUGGCCAACAUAGAGUCACAGGCCCAGAAAAGUUUGGAGCUUCAUGUAUGACUUUUAAAACCAAGUAUGAAAAAAAAAAUCAUAAAAUUAAAAGCAAAUAAAAUACUGUAUGUGCAUGUAUAAGUGGUUUGACUAUAUACAUAUUAAUAAUAACUUUCACUCUAAUUAAAUGAGUAGAUAUUAAAAUUUGAGGGAAAAUAAUCGUAGCCCUUAUUAAUGACACAAUGUAUUCUGGUCUCUACCUCAGUGGAAGUUGGCCACCUCUUUUUACAAGUGUCAUUGAUGUUCAAAGGGACUUCAGAAGGUUCAAGUGUGACAUUUUUCUGAACCAUUUUAUUUUCUCAUGAUUCAGUCUAAUUGUAUUUGACUCUGAAAUAACCCUUAUUUUUUUUUAAUACAUUUUUAGGUAUUUUAUGUUUUGAUUCGCCCCCCUCCCCAUAUCUGGGACCAUAAACUGCUUUCAAAAAAGGGAUACUGCAUCUUAUAAUUAUCUUCAGUGUUUAUCCAGUUAAGUCUGAGUGUCAAAUACUUGAGCUACAUUCCGUAGACGCUGGUCGCCAUCCUGCUGGAGAACAGCUGUAGUUCAGGAGGCUCUGUUCCCAAAAGCAAGUUCAAAAGCACAUGCACAUGUGGGAAGAUGAAAGCAAGCAAAAGCCACGCCCAUUUAACUUCAGAUUCCAGAGCACAAAAUGUGGAACACCAUUAAUCCAUUGAUUGAUUGUGGCUGUAGAGUUUUUUUUAAAAAAAAAAAAAAAAACGGGGAAAAUCAUCUUUAUCCAGGGUAAGAAUGACAGAUGUUUUCACAUGGGAUCACUCUAAUCAAUGUAAACCUUUUUGACAUUCCCUGAGAACAUGUCUUAUAAGUUAACCGGAAUGUACAGAAGUUACAUUCCUGAAGCAAAAUAUACCUGUAAUUAUUUUAUGAGCAACUAUGAUAUUUUUCCCUCCAUAUUUAUUGUGAUGUUGCCAAAUUUCUUUUAGGUAAUAGGAGACAUCAUGUUUAUUAAAAAAUUCCUGAUAGUGAAAGAUACUUAAGAACAGCAAAAGAAGUCCUGCCCUGUGGCCACGAUUAGGUGCUUCAGUACGAUUAGGUGCUUCAGUACGGUCACUUCUAUCAUUCAUAUUAAAAUUGACAAAAUGAAUGAGAAAGUUAGCAAUGCACUUAACCAGCCCUUCCCAAGGAAUGCAGCAUAAGUGCCAGUAGACCUGUAGUUCACUUCACUCCAGGUUACAUUUGGAUGGUGUCCUUUUGGAUGAUGUCUUUAUGGUCUGCUUGGCUCUGAUUUCGUCUUAAUUUCCAAGAUCAUGUUCUUAGCCUCACGGUGGGGCACUCAUAAUAUAGACACUUGUAUGCCAACUUCUUCCAAAUUCAGUCGCUGCUAUACCAGUGUCAGAUACUGUCUACACCAGCAAAUUGAAAACUACCGCAUCAGUAACUGACACACAUUGAAAGAAACUCCAGUCUACAAAACCUUUGCACUCUAUGUGAGGUACAGUUGAGGCCGAUGUGAUACUGGGCUCAUUGUCAGUUCCAUCAGUGUUGAAGACUGCCUGCAAGUUGCUUACUGGGAAUAAAGAAAAGUGUCCUUCUGUAUGUUUGGAGUUUUCACAUCAUACGUUUGGAGAAUCACUUGUUGAUAGUGCAUGAUUUCUCUCACCCAGGUCCAAAGAGCAUAACUUUUUGUGCCCUUACUCUCUUUUUUGACCCAAUCCAAAUUCCUACUUUUCGAAUAUGGUUUAUAUCACUGAGAAAAUGAAAACCUUUGGGCUAAAAAAAAAAAAAAAAGAAAUUGAGAAGUAAAAUGUGGGUCAGGUGUUUCAUAGGUGUCCAUUUAAUAUAUAUGUACAAAAGCCAGUAUAUUUGAAUUAGGUGAGUAGGUUCUUAGUUUCUUGAUUUCUACAUGUGUCUGCCUAUGUGCAAAUAGAAUAUGUUAUUUACUACAUGGUUAUUGUGGUAUAAUGUGCAAAUUUCAGUGUGUGCAUUAUCCUGAUUAUUGAACACUAGUAGAUCUCUAUCAGGAAUAAACUUGCACCUGAAACAUUUUUUUUUUAAUCACAAAGGAUGUAUUUCCCUAAGUAGCACUUUUGGAGCAGGGGAAGGACGAAAACUGCUAUUCCCUCAUCCCCCUCCUAUAUGAUAUGCAUAUGCCUGAGUUAUAUAAAGACAUUUAGGUCGUUAAUGGGCAUGUUAAUAAGAGCGUUCUGAUGCAAAUUCAUUUUCAAAAUGAUAAUAUUUUUUUCCUUCCCCAAAGUGAAAAAUGGCAGAAAUCUUGGUGAACUGAGCACCAUAGUUAUAUAUAAUAUUUCCCUGCUAAGGUCUAGUUUGAAGAAAAAAAAAAAACUUGAAAAACAAACCUGUGAGGUUGAGCCUGGGUUGCUAUAAAGACUGUGGUGGUGUGUGCUUCUGGGAUGAGCUGUAGAAGGCGUAGUUGACUUCCGGACCUUGGAUAUUCUUACUCAGUUCAAUAUAAACAGAAAAACAAGCCGGUGUCCGUGGUGCUUUAUAGUGCAGUCAAGAGUAAAAAUACAUGUUGUUGCAGCCCCAUUCCUUCACAAACACUCGCACAAUUUCAAAAGAGGAAGUUGCUGUGGCCUCUGGUUUCCCAGCUUCUCCGUGGUAUGAAGUCCCAGGUUUUAGAAGCUGAAGCCAAUCUUAGGGGGUGCAUCGUCUCUGUGGUGUGGAGGCCCAGCACUGCAUAGCUGCCUGGGGGAAUGACCCCCGCCGAACACGCAGAGCUCAGACUCACUGUCCAUCUGUGUUCCCAGAGAACAAUGUGAAGAGUCCUAGAACAGGAACUCAUCAGACUGUCAGGGGCCUAUGUAGCCAAAACGUCACUGAAUAGAAAACUUCUGUUGUCUUCAGUCCUCAUGCUUUGUCACUGUAAAGCGAACAAAAAGCAUUUUUACUAUAAUUUAAAGGAGCUGCUUUUUUAUAGCACAUACURUUUCGCUUUGUACUAUAUUUGAUAGUUGCAGAAUAAUUUAGACUGUAGAAAAACUCUGUUGUAUUUGUACUGUUCAUGAAUGUUCCAAGGAAAGUGCUUUACUUGGUUGCCAUAAUUUUCUUGUACUGCUGUAUUUUCCCCACUGCUUCAUGAAAACCUAAUCUAAUUCCUAUUUUCAGUACAUUUUUUUUUUAAUGUGUGUUUGUGUGAAUUUUUUUUUUUUUUUUUUUUGGUCAGUAUUCUGAAUGUUUACAUCUGUUUGACAUUAGCCAUUUAAUGCCUUUUUUGAAAGGCGGAAUUACUCCUACAGUGUAACAGCAAAAUGUGAAAUCAACCCAAACAUAACAUGCAUGACAAACAGAAUUGGGGGCGAAGGCCCUGAACGUACAUAGACAUUUUAUAUCAGCAUACAGAAAAGUAAAAACCCUCCUUCAGUCCUCUACCAAAGAAUAUAUUAUGCCCACAGGAAAAACUCAGAAAGGUGUGUAAAAUCCUCAGAAGGGGGAGCAGUUGAUUCAGUAAGAUUGCUACAAUUUAAAACUGUUAUGCUUGCUUUGAUACCUGACUAAAUGUGACUGAGUGCAACAAGCAUUUAAAAAAAUUUUUAGACAGUGUUUUGUUUAGAAUUCAGGGAUCAUGCAUUCUUUAAUGGUGCUGUUUGUUUUUUUAUUUCUUCUUUUCUACAAAGAAAAAAAGUGUUGCCUACAAAAGUGACUGCUCACGAUACCAUAAGUUAAAUGAAAGGAAAUGUUUGUCUCUUCAUGUUUCUCUGUUUUUUCCCUUUCUCGGAGUAAAAAUUUGGGUUUCAAUAUUAAAAUAUUCUGGAGAAAAUAAAGAAAUUAAACAUGAAA